UAUGGCAUGUUUUGGCUGUCUCUGUAACCGGAAUCCUUGAAUGAUCAGAGAGAGUUCGUGGUUGAGAUUGCGAGCAUUUCAAAUGGGUUGAGUUAGUUUAGUCUCAGUGUGCUGUUUGUGUAUGUUACUGUAUUGAAUAGUUUUGAGAGAGAGCCAGUAGAAUAUAAUAUGACUGUCCAUCACGAGUCGGAGCCUAAGCUGUACCGCUACAGCAGGAUAGUGUGCGGAGUGUCCACUCAUGUGCUGUGCGCGGUGUUCACUGGCUUCAUCACGGUCCUCGCCAAACCUGGAUCCAGUCUGUUCUCAUGGCAUCCGUUCCUGAUGACUCUUGGUUUUUCCUUUUUCAUGACUGAAGCCGUUCUACUGUUCAACCCCUACUCGUCUCCCGUCAGGAAGUUAAAGCACAAAACUAAAGGCCGCCUGCACUGGAUCCUGCAGUGUCUGUGCGUGUGUUGCGCGACCGCGGGCCUGAGCGCCAUCUUUUACAACAAGAACCUCAACGACAAGCCACACUUCACGUCCUGGCACGGGUUGGUCGGUGUGAUAACGGUGUCUGUCGUCGGGCUGCAGUCGCUCGGAGGACUUCCCCUCCUUUACCCCAAACUGACCAAAGGCUGGUCGCUGGCCAAACUGAAGCGCUACCACGCCACCUCUGGUUUACUCACGUACCUGCUGGGCAGCCUCAGCUUGUUUCUCGGACUGUGCUCUUCGUGGUUCAGUGCCAGUGUGAGCGGGUACUUCUGGUACCUGGCCGUCCUCUGCCCGGUUCUGUGCGCUCUGGUCGUUAUGAGUCAGGUAACGAACGCUUACAUGGCUCGGAAACGAAUGCAGUACUGAAACAGACAUUCAAGGUUUCUAAUUAGGGUUAUCUGAUACACAGACAUUGUGAACCUGAAUUGCGUGUUGCGGCUCAGCUGCAUGACAGAGAUGAUGUGAUUGCUUUGUAACUACUUGUAAAUUUACAUUAUUGCUAUAUAGACUGACCAAAAUAAAUGUAUUUUUGGAUAAGUUUUA
This is a messenger RNA of Pimephales promelas (fathead minnow), 1014 nucleotides long. It is a transcript of the gene cyb561d2, whose product is annotated as cytochrome b561 family, member D2. NCBI's taxonomy places the organism in Eukaryota, Metazoa, Chordata, Actinopteri, Cypriniformes, Leuciscidae. The record is from RefSeq and is a predicted model, not a curated record. Gene Ontology annotation, molecular function: transmembrane monodehydroascorbate reductase activity. Gene Ontology annotation, cellular component: endoplasmic reticulum.